This is a messenger RNA of Gossypium raimondii (Peruvian cotton), 1974 nucleotides long. RefSeq lists its product as uncharacterized. The record is from RefSeq and is a predicted model, not a curated record. Bases 137 to 1681 code for a protein of 514 amino acids. The transcript has 7 exons. Lineage: Eukaryota; Viridiplantae; Streptophyta; Magnoliopsida; Malvales; Malvaceae.
GUUUUUCAUUUCACCUCAGCCAUGGCGCCAUUUCACACUUUCCCUCUCUUAACUCACAAUCAUAUAUCUUUAGUCCACUCUGAAAUUCCCUCACUAUUCCUUUCCCUCUAUCUUUCUUUUCACUUUCCAAAGGAAAAUGGGGAAGCAAAGCAGGUCUAAGAAACCGGAGAAUCUGGGCAAAGGAAAAGUCACUCCGGUCCAAGUUGCAUUCAUCGUCGAUCGUUACCUUUCCGAUAACAACUACACCGAAACUCGUUCCAUUUUCAGAAACGAAGCUUCAUCUCUCAUUUCAAAAUCCCCUGUUCGAGAGGCGCCGAAGAGUUUGUUGAGUUUAGGGGCGAUGUUAGACGAGUAUAUUUGUUUGAAAGAGCAAAAGGUGAUAGUAGAGCAGGAAAAAGCUCGUUUGGAGCAAGAAAAAUGCAGGGUUCAGUCCCUUUUGCAGGGAAUGCAAAGCGUAAUGAACGCUUACAAUGCAAGUGCCACUGCAUCAGUGCCUAUGAUUCCUCAUGCUAAUGCAACUAAAACAGUAGCCGUGGUUCCUCAAUCAGAUCCACGUGCCGGAUCUCCUCCAGGCCCUCCUGUGUAUAGUACACCAACUGUUAUUCCAGUAUAUGGUCCUUCUAAUUCCAGAAUGGAGAGAAACAAUUACUCUUCGCCAGUUCCAAGUCAGCCAUUAACAAGAAAUAAAAGGAGCUCGGAAGUUGUUGCUGAAGCCCCAACAGCUGCAAAGAAAACUCGUAGCAGAUCAACUUCUACGAAGUUAGCAACCCAAGGAACAGAGAAGCUGCCAGAGUCUGAUAAUGUAAUAAAUAGACAAGUAGAUGGACAGUUACGUUCUUUAAAUCAAUCAACACCCGCCAGCUGCACACCCAAUGAAUCGACAAUGCACGCAUCUGGUGUUGCAAAGUGUUUGUUCAAUCGGCCACAGCUGUCCCCUCCAACUAAUUCUUCAGGUCCUAAGACACCCCCGCAAGCAGUUUCUCCUCAGAGUGAUAAAUUAAUGACUCCUUUUGGUGAUUCUUCAACUGCUAACCGCGGCCACAGCAAUACUCCUCAAGAGAUCACUCCUGCCAACUGCACUAUAAUUUCAACCGAGAGAGUCACGGUUAGUCCUUUAAAACAAAUGACGUGCUACACCAUUGAGAGGAAUCGUUGCAUUUCUUCUUGUUCACCAGUUAAGACAGGCUUAACGAGGCUUGGCAAGAGGGAUCAUGUAAAGAGCAGGCUGGACUUUGAUGGUUCUGAUGCAACAGUUGAUGUGUACAAGCCAAUAAUGAACGAGACCUCCACGUCUGAGUCUGAAAUAGAUGCAGAUCUCUUUGACCUGGAUUUGCCAAAUUUAGAUGCUUUUGGUGAAAAUUUCUCCUUCUCGGAACUAUUAGUGGAUCUUGAUCUUGGACCUGAUGGAAUUGGCUACCCUUGCCAACCAACGUUGGGUACUUCUGGAUCUGCUCUUUCAGGGUCCUCUCAUGACUCAGGGGAUGACAAUCUGGGGGCUAAUCAAGUCAUGUCAGCGUUUUCAUCUACUGUCACAGAAGUGUUUUCAGAAAAAAACAUGAAUGCAGAAGGGCCCAACACCUUGACAUCAAUGAAGUCUAUAACAAAAUGCAUAAAGAUAUUGAGCCCUGCAAAAGGUCAAAGAACUUCUCCGGAUAAAAACAAUUAUUCUGCUACAAACUGAGUGGUUUUACCAUCAAGAUGACUAGUUGGCUGACUAUCGGUACAGCACUCACUACAAGCAAUAUCUAAACCCUUCAAGCAUUUUAACAUGGCAUUAAGCUAAUUUCUUUGUAAAGAUCAAGUUGUGUUUGCCAAUGUGAUUUUUGUUUAAAAUUUGAGCAACAUAGAUGCUCUACAAACUCAAGAAUUGUUAAUCAAAUGUUGUAUUUUUUAAUUAAUCAUGUAGGAUACUAAAGAUACCAUGGAGAUGUUGAUAGCAUUUUGAUUGUCUAAUCAUGUAAUUCUUUAAUUGAA